AGAAAACGUUUACAAUUCGCUUUUAUUUGAUACAGAUGCGCUCUCUUAAAACGAAAAUAUAGAUACAAUUAGAUGGUCAAUCGGCAAUAUUCACAGCGUAAUUCGAGAUUAAGUGCGGCAGGAGCAACGGUACUCAACCAGCUGACUAGUUUAUUUUUACUAUUACUUGUAACUUGUAAAAGUUGAUGAGACAUACAAGGAUGUAAAUUUAGAAAUGGUGUACCUAAUAUAGGGUGUAUCGCCUGAGACAAAUCCUUGUAUCUCAAUUCUCCAUUACGAACAAGAGACUGUGCUUCUUCCAUGGAUAUUGGAUUAACGCCCNGUUCACCUGAUUUCCAUCCAUUAAAAUAAAGAAUUGGGACGCUGUAGCUCAUCGACCAUAGUACAUGAUGCUCCGUAACUAAUGGCCUCUCGAUAGGGCAAGUGGCCUCGAAAGGAUCAUGUUUCAAUACAAAGUCGAAAUCAUCGCCAGGGUCGCUGUAUCUCGGUGUCGACUUAUUACCGCUGCGCAUGUAUUGUUUCUGCUCACGGGCAAUGUACGCCUCUCCUGGCACCAUCUGCGAAUUCGAAGUUCCCAUCCGUCGGAAAUUUCAUUUGACAUCUCUACGAAGCUUUCGGCAUUAUCGAGGAAUUCGUCCCACGUAAUUGUGCCUGGACCGUCCAUUGACAUCUAUCGGAUGUGUCAACAACUGCUUUGAUAUUUGCCUACAAGUGCGUGGUGCUUUUCAGAGGAGCCACGGCCCUGACGUGAAAACCGACGGCUGCGCGCGCAACUUUUAUGAGCCAGAGACGCACGACACGAACAGACAGUGAGAACGAGAGCGAGAGAGACGGCGUUGCAUCCCGUAUCCCGUGUACGUGUGUGUAAGUGUAAGUACUGCGCGUACACCGUGUACGAAACACACUCCUGAUCCUGUGCGUGUUUAUACGAAAAUAAAGUUCGCCUCUGUGAUUGUGUACGUGAAAGUGACCACUGUGCUUCGUUCUACUACCUGCCUAGGUAGGUGUCAUAAAAUAAAAGAGAGAAAAGAAAGAGACAAAAUAAAAACAGACCUAUCGUUGGUCCGUUGUUCUGCGCGCGAGAUUGUCGACGUACGUACCACGCAUCGGGGAUCGGUGUAAAAUCGGCGUGUCGCUAACGUCGAGAGCUUCGCAUUUGAUGAGCGUGAAAUGCAAGUGUGUAUGACUGUCUCUGUCUCUCCGUCUGUCCGUCUGUAUGUAUCGUUUAAUGAGGUGAGGCGGGACGAGGUGAGGCUUGGUUUUAGGUGAGGUGAGGUAAGGUGAGCGGCUAGCCAAAGCUAAAGAGAGUGAAGAGAGUGAAGUGACCGAGCGCUGCUUGAGCAUCGCGGUGAGAGGACGCACACAUACUGUCGUUUACGUUCGGUUCGCAAGACGCGGCCUCAGGACGUUCGAGCUCUACGAUCGCGUACGUACGUUUCUUUUUUUUUUUUCUUGAGGGGAUAACUUUAAAUAAUCAGUGAAGGGAGAAAAGCGAGUGUUAGAAGGGAAAAAAAAACGACGAGGGAAGAAGGAAGGAAGGAAGGCUUGGAGGUUGGAGCAAAGUGAGCCGCAGUUACGAAGAAGGCAGAGACAAAGAGUACAAGUGGCUGGUCUGCGAACGAUGACGACGCUCGUUCGUUCCGCGGUCAUGCGUCCACAAUUCGCCGAGCCAUGAUGCGGGGUACUGUAUCUAGUAUAGGCUGCUGGCCGCGGCAGUGGUACGACGUGUUCGUAACGUGCGUGUGACCUGAUACAGAAGAUACAGUGAAUAUUCCCGUGGUCUCGGGUGCUGAUUACAUUUCUUCCAUUAAGACGAGCAGCGCGAUUGAGAAGCGGAAAUCCGAAAGGAUACGAAAACUGUAUUACCACGGCUACGUAAAUAAAGGCUGGUGCAAAACUUACUUACGGCAAUAGUGUCGGACGUCUGUCUGUAAAAACGAAAAACGGUGGUUCUGUUUACACUGGAAAAAUUGACGGUCUUCGAGAAUGUACGCGAAGGGAAAGGGGACCACGGUGCCCUCGGACUCUCAAGCGAGAGAAAAAACAACUCGACAAUGCGACCAUCUCCGCCCACACACCCCUCAUCACAGCCAUCCCCCCAGCACCCCCAGCCACCCCCGCCUCCACACUCGCAGAUGAUGUCCACUCAGCUCCUCCAGGCAUGAAUCCCAUGAACCCAAGGAUGAAUCCUCCACGAGGACCAGGAAUGGGCCCGAUGGGACCGGGAAGUUACGGGCCUGGAAUGAGAGGACCACCUCCUAACAGUAGUUUGGGUCCAGGAGGUCCAGGAGGUCCUGGCAUGCCUCCAAUGAGUAUGGCUGGACCAAGUGGUAGACAACAGUGGCAACCUAAUACAUCAACGCCGAUGAAUUAUUCAUCAUCGUCACCGGGUAAUUACGGGGGACCACCUGGUUCAACAGGUCCUCCAGGCCCAGGUACACCAAUUAUGCCCAGCCCGCAAGAUAGUAGUAAUAGUGGUGGCGAAAACAUGUAUACCAUGAUGAAACCUGUACCUGGAGGAAAUAUGCCUGGUGACUUUCCAAUGAGCGGUGGGCCAGAAGGUGGUCCGAUGGGUCCUAUGGGACCAAAUACGAUGGGUCCUGUGCUGAAUGGUGAUGGCCUCGAUGGAAUGAAAAACAGUCCAGCUAAUGGCGGUCCGGGAACACCACGGGAAGAUAGUGGAAGUGGAAUGGGAGAUUAUAAUUUGGGUGGUUUUGGAGGACCAGGAGAAAAUGUAAGUAUUAGUAAGUUUUUCGUAACAACUCCCUAUGACAGUCACUCGACGUGUUAAUAUGGACUUAUAUGCUAUCGUCUCUGUGUAAAUGAUUGAACUUAUAUUAGCAGAAUAUACUUUCGAAAAGAUAUUGAUUAAAAAAGAAAUUUGCGUUAAUUUUCACUCUUGUUAUUUUUGAUUGGAGAUAUAAGUCCAUGUUAUAACUGGAUUUUUCUUCUAAUUAUUCAGCAAUUAACAGAUUCAGGUGCUUUCAUCAAUGCGUCAGUUAAUUAUUCUAUCAAAGUAAUUUGGAUCUUAUUACAUUUAGAGAGCUUAUCCUCAAGCUUACUCCAACCACCUAGUUAAUGCUUAAUCUAAAAAGUCAAUAUUUGACAAAUAUUCGAAGUGUCCUUGUUUAAUCAUUUAGGCUUCUUGGGAAAUUUAAUUUACACUACCCAUUUGCAUCUAAUGUUAUAACUGUUUGGCUCAGAUUGUGUCUAACUAUAAUCAUACUAACAGUAUGACUAAUGAUGCAAACUUAAAGUGG
This is a messenger RNA of Heterotrigona itama, 3260 nucleotides long. NCBI's taxonomy places the organism in Eukaryota, Metazoa, Arthropoda, Insecta, Hymenoptera, Apidae. The record is from the annotation of a GenBank genome assembly.